AUGGCGCAGAUGCAUACCAAGGCAGUGGCCUCAGACAGUCCUCUUAAUCGUGAUGGACUUUGCAUAUUGUCUCUCGAUGGCGGAGGAGUUCGCGGGCUCUCAACGCUUCUCAUCAUUAAGGCACUGAUGGGAAAGGUGAAUGCGGAGCGGAGGAAGAAUGGACAAUCCGCCGUGAAGCCGUGCGAACUUUUCGACUUGAUCGGUGGAACGAGCACAGGAGGCAUCAUUGCUAUUAUGCUAGGGCGCCUUGAAAUGGAUGUCGAUGAAUGUAUUGAGAAGUACACGAACAUGUUCGAAACAAUCUUUGGAAAGAAGGGUUUGCCUGUCAACCUGUUGGGCAAAAUCAAAGGCCGAUUCGAUUCUACCGUUCUUGAGGAGUGCAUCAAUAGGAUUCUUCGGGAGCGCGGCUUGCCAGAAGGAGCGCUGUUGAAUGAUGGAGAGGAGAGAUGCAAAGUAGUUGUUUGCGCGAAAGCCUCCGAGCUUACGACCACAGUACUUCUGCGAUCCUAUACCUCCGACGACGCACUGAACAAUAUUCUAGCUACCAUCUGCGAAGCUGCGCGAGCGACCUCAGCUGCCUCCAGCUUCUUCGAGCCAGUCACAAUUGGGCCACGGGGGCGAAAGUAUGUUGACGGAGGAUUAGGCGCGAAUAAUCCAGUUGAACAACUGUGGAACGAGGCUCAGAGCAUCUGGUGUCACGAUGGAGCAACGGAAUUGAGUGCGUUGUUGAAAUGCUUCGUAUCGAUUGGGACGGGUAAUCCUGGGAGGAAGCCUAUCGCUGAAGGGUCUUUGAAAUUCUUUUCCCAGACCUUAGUAGGCAUUGCAACCCAGACAGAGGAUACUGCGAAGAUUUUUGUGACGAGACACCGGCUGCUGUAUGAAACCAAACGCUAUUUCAGAUUCAAUGUCCAGCAAGGCCUUCAGGGCGUUGGAUUAGAAGAGUACAAAGCGGCGGGUCUUAUAGAUGCUGCUACUGCCGAGUACAUGGAUGGUCAGGAGUCGAAGUCCGCAGCUCACGAAUGUGCUGUAAACCUGCAACAGAAGCAUCUACACAAAGCCAUCACCUUCAUUCCCUUUGCUCAAAAUGAUGGACUCGUUAAUCGAGAUGAUAUAUUCAAGGCCUUGGAUCAGCUCCUCGCUUCACUAUCGUGCAACCGAUCAGUUGCACUCUGGGGCCUUGGGGGAUGUGGUAAGACGCAGAUUGCCCUGGAAUAUGCGUAUCGUCGUCAACGCGAGACUUCGUGUUCUAUUUUCUGGGUGCACGCGGAUUCCGAGGCUACGUUCACUCUAGAUUAUACCAAAAUUGCCAGGGUCGCAGGCAUAUCACCAGAUCUGAAAGGCGAGGAUUUGCUGGAGGUAGUGCGACAAUGGAUCGAGCAGCAAAAAGACUGGCUGCUUAUUCUCGAUAACGCCGACGAUUUGAGAAUGUUUAAGACGACUUACUCAAAUUCUCAAAUGCAGGCGGCAACAGGUCCGGAGCUCUUUCGAUUUGUGCCGAAAUCUCGGACCGGCACUAUUCUCUGGACUUCUCGUGAUGGCAGCAUCCUUGAUAACAUCUUGGGUACCAAGCACGGUGUUGAAGUGGGGGCGAUGACAAGCGACCAGUCUUGGGACCUCUUUCGAGAGCUGAGCGGACGGGACAACACAGAGCCAUCUGAAGAGGAAGAUAGGUUGCUCCUAGAGCUUCUCGAGAGGCUUCCGCUUGCAAUCUCACAGGCGGCAGCAUAUAUCAGAAGGACGAAGAUCUCCGUGCAGCAAUAUCUGAAAUUCUUCUAUGAGUCUGAGGGCCGGAAAUCAGCUCUCUUGAGUCAUGAAUUUCAAGAUCCUUAUCGGCCGCAGGUGCCGAAUAGCAUCAUGCAUACCUGGCUGAUCUCAAUGAAGCAGAUCGCGGAAGAGAGUCCAUGUGGUGAGAAAAUUCUGAAGACGAUCGCGUUCUUCGAUAACAAGGGACUUCCGUUCGAGCUUAUAAGGGCAAGUGCUGGUUCAACCUUUAGCGAAGAUGAGGUUCUUUUGGCAACUAGUCGACUUUGCGAAUUUUCAUUCUUCCAAGGACAAAGAGCCGUUGGCGAAGACUUGCCGACUUAUGAACAGCAUCGUUUAACACAUCUGGUAACUCGUCGGGCAUUGAAUAGAACACAAAUUAGCUCGUUCUCUGGGGAUGCUAUUUCCGUAAUUGGUGAUCUGUUUCCAACCGGCACACAUGAGACUUGGAGUGAUUGCGCUUUAUAUCUACCCCAUGCGUUAAAGGCAGCUGCGUGGAAGGAGGCAGAUAGGUAUAAAGAUGAAGCUCCAGGUCUCUUUACGCGGAUCGGAAGGUAUUACUGGGAGCAAGGCCGGUCUGACAAAGCUGAACAGCUUGAGGUUGAAGUGCUUAAGCUCCGGAAGGAGGUCCUAGGCGCGAAGCACCCCGACACGAUCAGGGCUAUAGCGAACCUGGCAUCAACUUGGUGGCAGCAAGGCCGGUCUGACGAAGCCGAACAGCUUGGGGUUGAAGUGCUUGAGCUCCAGAAGGAGGUCCUAGGCGCGAAGCACCCCGACACGAGCACGGUGUAA
Messenger RNA from Lachnellula hyalina, 2553 nucleotides. Its product is annotated as Calcium-independent phospholipase A2-gamma. The coding region runs from base 1 to 2553 and encodes 850 amino acids. Gene Ontology annotation, cellular component: membrane. Lineage: Eukaryota; Fungi; Ascomycota; Leotiomycetes; Helotiales; Lachnaceae. Gene Ontology annotation, biological process: arachidonate metabolic process. The transcript has 6 exons. Gene Ontology annotation, molecular function: ADP binding; protein binding. The record is from RefSeq and is a predicted model, not a curated record.